AUGUCGUCGUCGCGAAAAGUCUGCGUCACAGCCGCUGACGGAAACACGGGCUUCCUAAUCGCCGAGUUGAUCCUCAAGCAUCGAGACUUUUCCAGAAAAGUCUCCGGCGUCGUCGGUCUGGCCUUGGACCCAGACUCGGACCAUGCAAAGGAACUGAAGGAGCUGGGAGCCACCAUCGUCCGUCAUGAACCCGGCCGUCUCCGAGUUAUGAUAAAGGCCCUCAAGGAAACUGGAUGUGAUACCAUUUGUCUGGUUCCGCCGGCUCAUGAGCACAAGAUUGAGAUUUGUGAGGAGCUGGCGAGGGCGGCGAAGAAGGCGGAUAUUCCGAAUGUUUGCUUGAUUAGUUCGGCGGGAUGUGAUUAUGCAGAGAGGGAUAAGCAGCCUCGACUGAGGGAGUUUAUCGAUUUGGAGAGUUUGGUGCUCGAAUCCAAGGGAGAUCCGAGCACGUCGACGGGAACCUCUGCUUGUGUUAUCCGUGCCGGGUUCUAUGCUGAGAACCUGCUUCUCUACGCUCCGCAGGCUAAGGAAGAGGGUAUUCUUCCACUGCCCAUCGGCGAAAAGCACAAGUUUGCUCCAGUAGCGCUUGGUGAUGUUGCCCAUGUUGCUGCCCAUGUACUCACAGGCAAGGGAAAGCAUGGGUUCGACGACAAGCAUCGAGGACAGAUGAUGGUGGUGACUGGACCGACGCUCUGUGCAGGAAAGGAGUUGGCAGCAGCAGCAAGCAAAGCCCUUGGAACCGAGUUGCAGUUUGAGCACAUCGCCCAAGCGGAAGCGAAAAAGGUUCUCAAGGCGCAGUCAGACAUUGACCAGUCUGAGCAGCAGUACAUUCUCGAGUACUAUAGUCUUGUCCGUGAGGGGAAAACCAACUACGUCGCCACCACUGCGUUUCACGAUGUGACUGGGGAGCAUCCCACAGGGGCAGAAAACUUUUUCCAGAUGUAUCAGUCUGAGAUGCGACCGAAGAAAAAGGCCAAGCAUGAGCACAAAGGAUGA
This is a messenger RNA of Fusarium keratoplasticum, 993 nucleotides long. RefSeq names its product NmrA domain-containing protein. The transcript has 5 exons. NCBI's taxonomy places the organism in Eukaryota, Fungi, Ascomycota, Sordariomycetes, Hypocreales, Nectriaceae. The coding region runs from base 1 to 993 and encodes 330 amino acids. The record is from RefSeq and is a predicted model, not a curated record.